Molecule: messenger RNA, 3344 nt
Organism: Brachypodium distachyon (stiff brome)
Lineage: Eukaryota; Viridiplantae; Streptophyta; Magnoliopsida; Poales; Poaceae
Product: nuclear pore complex protein NUP58
Exons: 5
Coding region: 311-1672 (453 amino acids)
Biological process (GO): nucleocytoplasmic transport
Cellular component (GO): nuclear pore
Molecular function (GO): structural constituent of nuclear pore
Source: RefSeq, a predicted model, not a curated record
AAAAAAACACAGGAAUUUUAACAUCCUUUCAGAUCUCAUUUUUGAAUUUCUCUGAUUUGCGAUCCUCUGUUUAAUAAGCCGGAGUAUCAAAUUUCAAGUACCCACGGCCCACCGAUAAUGAAAGUUCGGAAGCCAAAGCAGCCAUCCCCAAUGGCCUGAUCAAUAAACCCCUGGAUAUACCCACAUUUCACCGGAACCCCGUCGAACCCACCACCGCCUCUCUCGCAAUUCACCUCCCUCCGGAGGCGCAAACCAGUUCAUCACCCGCCCCAUCUUCUGGGAAGGAAACCGCCACCGGCGCGUGCCGCGGAUGGACCUGAACAUCGACCUGGACGCCGUCGCAAGGCGCCUCAGCUUCAGCGCCGCCUCCCUCUCCCCCUCCCCGCGGCCGACUCGGCAUGGAAGGUUCCUUGUGACGCCGGCUCUCUCGCCGAUAGCGGAGGACCCAAGGGAGCAGCAGGCGGCGGCCACGCAGACGCCAGCUCCGCCCCCGCCAUGGGCUUCGUCGUCUCCGUGGUUCCCGCCGUCGUCUCCUGCGCCUCACACGAUGACGCCCCAGACGCCCGUGACGUCCUGCCCGCCCGUCGCGCCGUCGCAGGUUGUUCCUGCGUCUCCCAGUCCGCCCUCGGUAACGUCGCCUCGGCGCCAGCAGUCGCUUGCGGAGGCAUUAGAGGAAUUGGAGCGAGCGCGCCGAGCGGGGUUGGAGCAGGCGCUGGUGGCAGAGUAUCAGCUGAAGGCGCUUGCGGCGGCGUUCGUGGAACGUGGGGAGCAGGCACGUCAAGCGGCGCUGCAGCAGGCGUGGGCGGCACUGCAGCCGCAGCCGAGGCUGUAUCUGUACACGGUGGAAGGGAAUCCCGCGGGCUACAAGACGAAGUGGGAGGAGCUCCAUCCGGUGUCGCAGGAGUUUCUUCUACAGAUCGAGGAGAAGAUAGGGGAGAAUAGGCAUGCCAGUGAGCAGUUAGAUCAGUGCAGCCGCCUCUACGACCGGUCACUAUCCUACAGGGGCUUUGAACUCGAUUCUAGUCAGAUUGCCCAGGAUAUUGGGUCAAUCUCCACCAUCUUCGAGAGGGAGAAGGCUUCCAUUCAGAGCUUAAAUGCUGUUGUCGAAGAAAUGAUGCGUUACACAGAAUUCGCUAUAUCUUUAUUUGUAAAGUUGAGGCCAGGGUUCGUCAAGAGAGGUGCUGGAAUUGCAAAUGCUGGUUUUGCAAAUCGUGCCGGAUCUUCAGGUGCUCCUGCUGAGAACAACCAACCCUUGACCUUGGCACAAACCACUCAUUCAUAUUGUGGUUUUGUGAGGCGGCCUUCUUUCUUUAUGCAACACACUGUUGACAGGUUUGAGGAGAAGGUUGAAGAGUGUUGCAAAUGUAUUGAAGAGCUAGAGCAGUUUAUUGAAAUGAAGAAUGAUAAAUCCUAUGCAGCUUCUUUGGAAUCUCUUCCGAAAGUUAUGUCUAAUACGCAUGACUAUUUUAUCCAUGUUGCAUCCAAGGUGGAAAGUCUUCAUCAGUAUGCUGAAACAAUGAGAACUCGGUCUCUGAACAGUCAGCGUAACAGGGGUAGCUGCAAUGAUCCUUUUCUGGAGGCAAAUAGAAAAGAUGCACCUAAACAAGAAUCCGGAGCUAGAAUAGUUCAUCCAAAGUGCCCAUGGCUGCAACCCAAAACAGGCUCCAGAUGAAUCAGUUUCAAAUCAGUCAUUUGUCUUGUACGUCCUUUUGACUCCAUCCCUCUUCCCUCCUUUUCCUUUUAAGGAAGCUUAUGAUUAACUUGUUUACUGAGCAACUAUAAUGAACUUGUCUGACACUAUAUUUUUCUUCAGAUGUAAAAGUAUAUGGUACCGUGACCUAUAAGACUCACAUGACAAAUCAAUGGCUAAGAACACUUCAGUUUUCUCCCUUUUUAAGGCAAAUUGCUUCAGUAGUUUGGUUCAUUUAAAUUAAAACGCUGACAUCAACUUCUGUAAAUCCGUCCUCAUUGUUGCCCCUUAGUGAUGAAUCCUUUGAGUCAUCCAACAAGUUCUGAAGUUACUUAUUGGACCAAGCUACUUAUUAAUCCAUUUCAUUUUUUACUUUUGUCAUAAAAUUUGUCUUCGUUGCAGAGCUUUUAUACUUGAAGCAUCGAUUAACCAGUUAUGCAUUUAAGUUUUGAGCUGGAAACAUGUGGUUCCAUGUGAUUGUGAGAAUUUCCUACUGUCUGAUUAUAAUUGUCACAACCUAGAACAGUGAAGGAUUUUUUUUUGGUUGAAGAAAAUUUUGGACUAGAAGGUGGCUUGCUAUUUUUCGACACAGCAACUACUUGGAUAAAUAUUAUCAACAGAUGCAUCUGCGGCCACAUCCCACAUCCUCUGUUUUAUCUUUGCUGUGUACAUAAUUUUUGGCAUGCACGAGGUACUUGACACUUCCUUUUACUCUUUUGCCACAUAAGUACAGUAUCUUGUCAUGGAAUACACUGGGGUUAUGGCACAUGUCAUAUUUCACUAUCAAAUUCUUGUGGGUUGUCCAGUCUAGCUGCCCUCUUGGCAGUCCUGCCUCUUGGUUUGUCAUUGCCUCCUUCGCUAUAUAUUAAUACUAUUGCCUCGUUGCCCGGAGGAACGUAAGCGCUGACGGCAGUUCAUACGUCAGAUACCCCAAAAAUAAUCAGAACUUUAGCUGUUGACAUUUUGCUAUUUGAUGAUUUCUGUCUCAUGGUUGCAUGGCAAAGCCAUAGAUGUCAUUGACCCACCGUCCCAAUGCCCGUUCCAACCUACUCAGCUUUAUUGCAAUCGUGGCUUGUUCGACUUCGAGAUGAAUCUAACUGUAUUCCUUGAAUUCUUCUUGCAGUUUGGAGAUCCGAUGACGAGUCGCUCGUCGGCGGCAACCUCGCGCGUCAUCUGUGACCUUUGCUGCGACAGGGGAAGCUGCGGAGAAGCAACGCCCCCGGCAACCACUUGGGACUGGUCAACUUUAGCUUGGUUUGCUUUUAGGAGUAGGAAAUGGUGGCACUUAUUCUGGUGUAAAUAUGCGUCAGGUCGUUGUCCACGUUCGGUGCGAUUCAGUCAGGUCAUACAGCUUCCUGGCUAGUGCGACAAAUAGCAAUAGGCAGCCCAAUUUGCUAACGCUUCUUUCCUAUGGUGUGGGGUUCUCUGAUUUUGGCUCUACCCCUUUCUCUCCCAUUUCAUUGCAGUGCAGUUUUUCCGGUCGUGGGAAUCAUGUACAUGUAUAGCUGCGAUUACUGGUUAGAUAGGAAAAAUGCAUAGCUACAGAAGUUGCAGGGAACUAACCCCAUAAAAAAGUAUGGGAGUGGUUUUCAGCUGUUAAUACAACUCGUUUGAUCUUGGUUUCUGAAAUAUAUUUUUUUGUGUGUGUGUGGAA